Ilex paraguariensis (yerba mate) is the source of this 458-nucleotide messenger RNA. The record is from the annotation of a GenBank genome assembly. Lineage: Eukaryota; Viridiplantae; Streptophyta; Magnoliopsida; Aquifoliales; Aquifoliaceae.
GAGCUUAUGUUAAUGUUGAUCAUAGGCAUGCUUUGAAGCACAUGAAAGGAGGGAACUCCAUCCUCAGCACCACAUCAGUUACUGCAUACAAAGGAAAUCCUAAGCUACUUGACUAUGCAUCCACUAAAGGGGCUCUAGCAGACAGAGGCAUAUGUGUAAACGGGGUAGCUCCCGCCCCGAUUUGGACUCCAUUGAUUCCGGCAUCAUUCAGCGAGGAAGAGGUUAAGAAUUUUGCGUCUCAAGUGCCAAUGAAGAGGGCGGGUCAACCUAUUGAGGUUGCUUCGUCUUAUGUCUUCCUUGCCUCGAACUCAGACUCCUCCUACAUGAGUGGCCAGGUCCUCCACCCUAAUGGUAUGUCCUUGAACAUAGUCAACAACAUGACUAAAACGAUGUUUCACAUCCAUUCUGUUUAUCUUUGUGCUUUGUUAUUGUUGCAGGAGCUAGAGCAUGGAAACUAG